AUGAGUUCUAGAACUGCUAAGAAGCAUGCAAAUAAAAAAAUAACAACUAACUCAAAUAAAAGAGGCUGCAAAAAAAAAGAAAUUGUUGAUCUACCAGAUGACCAUUAUAAUCCUUUAGAUAGUGCUUUAAUUUCACAUAGUGAUAUUACAAGUGUUAAAAAAGGUUACAAAAAGCAGCAAGAGACAGUUGCUUCUACGUCUUUAAGUGUCUAUAAUGAUAAUAAAGCACAAAACAAAAAUAAAAAGAGGAUGCAAAAAGAAGCAAAAAAAAACUUUCAUGAUGCUCUUAGUGAUAAUGAUACUUUUAACAGUGAUGAUGAUAUUUCUAGUGAUGUUGAUGAAUUUGUAAAUCAUGAUCAUACUAUUACAUCUUCAAAUAGAACUUCGAAUUCAAGACCUUUAGAGUCAGGUGAUAAUAUGAUAAAUAUUCAGAUGAAUAAUACUCAUAAUAUGAUGAAUAACUCAAUCUUUCACUUUGAUACAAUCAAUGAAGUUGUUCCUUCACCCUUUAAUAAGAUGACAAUUUAUUAG
Messenger RNA from Racocetra persica, 531 nucleotides. The record is from the annotation of a GenBank genome assembly. NCBI's taxonomy places the organism in Eukaryota, Fungi, Glomeromycota, Glomeromycetes, Diversisporales, Gigasporaceae.